AGCCGGUUUAUUGAAGGGGAUUUAUUCGGUCUUGCGCUGGAUGUUAAAUUGUUAGCACUUCGAUUGAUUUUUAAUAAUUAUUGGAUGGAAAAUUCCAACAUUGUACACGUGCACUAGCAGAUAAUUAGGCAAAAAUACGAAUACUAUAAGAUAGAACGUCUGUCGACCUGUUUCCUCAACGGCGAUUUAUCUCGUCGUGCGAUACACAUAAGGAAGCGCAUAUGUGACCUCUCCGUUGUAUCACAUAUAGUUCGCAGCGUCAAGCACAGAUUAUUAGUCGUCUCUCAAGCUCACGCUGCGAAGCUCGUUAUUAUUGCAUAUUUUUAAAAAUGUUUACCCAUCGGUGUUCGAGCAGCGUCGUUUUACUCUCGGCAGUGCUGUUAACGGCGUACGUUGCCUCCACGCCAGCCGUCGGACGUGAAAAACGAGACAUAUUAGUGAAGCCUGACGUGUACCGAUGUAAGAAGCACAAAGAAGUCACUUUGACGACGAACGCAGAAAAGCACGGGGACAAGGUUCACCAAGCGGGACAACUCUUAGAAGCCGAGUGUAAGAUCGUAGACAUGGAUUCGACGCACGAAAUUUCAAUUUACUUGGAUGACGAGCCUCUGGAGCUGCUGAAAUCCGACGAUGCAAACAGUCGAAAAGCAUCUCGUGUUCUCGCUGUAAGUGACAACGGAAAGAGAUUACGAUGUGUAGCGUCCGAUAACAACGGCAAACCCGAACAUCUCGAAGCGUCGCGUGAAAUUGAAGUUUAUUUCCCACCGCAGCCUCAAGCGCAGGAAGACGUCGAACGAUGCGAUUAUAAAAUCGGAGAAAACGCUGUGAUUAACGUGAAUGUUUACGCCAAUCCUCGGCCGACGUUCAAGUGGUCAGCGAAUCCUGAUAAAUACAUGAAGGACAAGGAUUACGAUAAAUCGAAUCGUUUUCGCAUCCAGUCGACUGAAGAUCUGGGAAAAGGUCACUGGCUAGUCAAACUGAGCAUAGACGAGCUCAGGCAGUCGGAUUUCGAAAGGUUCUACUACCUGCAAGCUUCGAAUCAACUGGGGAGUAGUUCCUACGUUGUAUUCAUAAAGAUUCAUUGUGACGAAGAACAACGCAGUAAUUUUCUCGCCAAUGGAAUCUAACUAGACUCUAUGCAUAUACAUACGCGUCAUUUAUUCAAUUCCAAGACUGUACCCUAUCCUCGCUUAUACGAACCAAUAGAGACGUAACACUGUAGCGCACUUGUCGCGUAAUAGCGGCGAUGUAUCAUUGGAUAAUAAAUACCUGACAAAAACAGAUGUCAUAUAAUAUAAACGCCGCAGAAAAGGAGGAAAAAUCAUUGCGCAAUUUCAGUCGUGAUCACUUUACUAGGAGACAAUGUAAGAACGAUUUCUUUUCGAGUAAAUUCUACAAAUAAAGAGGGAGAUUGUCGCAGAGUA
Messenger RNA from Nasonia vitripennis (jewel wasp), 1424 nucleotides. RefSeq names its product fasciclin-3. The record is from RefSeq and is a predicted model, not a curated record. NCBI's taxonomy places the organism in Eukaryota, Metazoa, Arthropoda, Insecta, Hymenoptera, Pteromalidae. The transcript is spliced from 6 exons. Bases 330 to 1127 code for a protein of 265 amino acids.